GUCUGGGAUAAUCACCCUUAGUUUGGAGAGGGUUGUAGACCAUGGACGUGUAUUUAAGGGGAUAAAAGUUCGUGGUUAUAGACGUUCUGUCAGUGACAUUCUUUUUCACGAUAUUGUUAAUUUGUAUCUUUCACGUUGUGGGUUCAGUAAUAUUAGGUGCAAGAAACUGAGGUGCUUUAGGUGCCUGGUUAUGGGUAAAGAUGGAUCACGUUUCGUCAACAAAGAAGUUUUUCAACGCAUUAACUUUUUAUACCAGGCAGCACAUUUUGCCCUGGUUCAGACACCAAGCCAGCCUCAGUUGUGCUGCUUUUACAUUAACACUUUACGUACAGUGGCAGAAAAACAUGUUAUUAGACUACAUCCAGAAAUGAAAAGAACUAUAUGCAAGAAAUGUUGCAUCUUACUGCUGCCAGGUAUCACAGCAACAGUGAGAAGUAAAAAAAAGGGAGAGAAGUGUACCUUGGUGUCCUGCCUAGAAUGUGGAAAUGUCAAACGUUUUCCAUGGAGAAAGACCCACCAACUAUGGAUUGAAAAACCUGAUGCUUGGCUGCCCUCUUAGACCAGAAAUAAUUUUAAGAUGUUGGACAUACAUUUAGUGUCUUGAAGGAAGCUAAGUAAAAAUAGACCAUUUUACUUGGUUGGGUCAAGUUUAAUUGAUACCUAAUCUGUUCUUACAGAAGACAGAGCUGGUACUUCAGAGGAAUGAAACUAUGUGCGUUUGCACAAAACUAGGGUGUAAAUAAUGUUUGGUGUGUAUGAUUGAUUUGCAGAUGAUUGUAUGUAAAUUACAUGGUUUUGGCCUUUCCUUUGUAAAUAGCCUUUUUGUCAGUUUGCACACUGUUUGGACCUGUUUGAUUCACCCAGAAGUGCUUAGCUUUUUUCUUGCCCAUAUCCUAAACAUCAUUUAUUCUGGAACAGGUGUUUGUUUAUUCUUAUGUACAUGAACAUGAGAGUAGCAGGUUGCUGUGUCAGUUUUAAGGGCACUUUUGGCAGAUGGGAUAUAAGUAUGCUGAUACUUGUUCCAUUUUUGUACGGUUGACUGUCGGUUUAUUUGUAAUCUUUUGUUCAAUGUCUACACAUGGAAUUUAUUACUCGCAUCUGGUGGGAAAAACAUAACAGCCACAUUCAUAUAGUUUGAUUUUUAAUUGCAUUUGUGGUUCAUCCAUCUCUGCAUGCCACAUAGCGGCUAAAUCGUGCAAUAUUAAUAAAUGGAGUGUUAAGAAUUUGAUAUACUUUAUUGACACUAAUAGCAGUAGGAGAGAGUGCAGUGGCUUCAUAUACACAAAGCUUCAAUUCUUAGAUUGUAUAUUUAUAUAGAAAGCAUACAUCUAUACAAAAGAUAAAAAUGUUGCUGUGUAACAAAACAUGUUUGGAACCAGCCCAAAAAAAGUUUUAAAUACCAUUUUAAUUCUGAUAUUACAAAAAAUUAAAGCCAUUUAUACACAACCAGCAUCCCUGAUUUUAAAUAAAAAAUAUUUUAAAUAUU
Pomacea canaliculata is the source of this 1486-nucleotide messenger RNA. Its product is annotated as ribonuclease P protein subunit p21-like. The transcript is spliced from 4 exons. The record is from RefSeq and is a predicted model, not a curated record. Gene Ontology annotation, biological process: tRNA 5'-leader removal. NCBI's taxonomy places the organism in Eukaryota, Metazoa, Mollusca, Gastropoda, Architaenioglossa, Ampullariidae. Gene Ontology annotation, cellular component: nucleolar ribonuclease P complex. Bases 191 to 559 code for a protein of 122 amino acids.